Messenger RNA from Rosa chinensis, 1187 nucleotides. RefSeq names its product protein BPS1, chloroplastic. NCBI's taxonomy places the organism in Eukaryota, Viridiplantae, Streptophyta, Magnoliopsida, Rosales, Rosaceae. The record is from RefSeq and is a predicted model, not a curated record. Bases 16 to 1074 code for a protein of 352 amino acids. The transcript has a single exon.
CAGUGAAUACUAGUAAUGAGUCGUCCACAGGUCCCGCAUCGACCUUUCUUCCAUUUUGGAAAUCCUUUCCAGAUGAUUUCGCUGAAGGGUUCUCAAAUGACUCCGAACCUUUCUGCACUGCUGAACACUUUUGAGGAAACAUUGGCUGGGAGGUUGAGAAAGCUCAACCCAAAAGAUAACAAUGAUGUCCUUAGCUUGUCAUGGAUGAAAUUGGCAAUGGAGUCGCUUUGUGGAACUCGUAAUGACAUAAAAACUCUCAUAGCUGAGAUUGAUCUUCCCGUGAGUGCUUGGGAUGAGAAGUGGAUUGAUGUGUACUUGGACAUCAGUGUAAAGUUGCUCGAUAUAUGCAUUGUCUUCAGCUCUGAGAUCGCACGCUUAAACCAGGGGCAUUUGUUUCUUCAGUUUGUGUUGCAUAAUUUGAAUUCAACCUCUUCGAAGCAAUUUAUUCGUGCCCGUUCUUCAGUUGAUGACUGGAAGAAUCAUAUUGCUUCAAAGAACCCCAGGUUUGAGAACUGUAGCACCAUUUGGGACAAGCUUGUGGAAUCACUGGAUCUACCAAAGGUUAAGAACUCAGCAAAAGGGAAACUUUUAAUGCGUGCUAUGUAUGGAGUGAAGGUGUUGACAGUAUCUGUUUGUAGUGUCUUUGCCACAGCCUUUUCUGGUUCUGCAAGCAAGUUGUUAGAUUUGAAUGUUGCCGAGACAUAUAUGUGGGCACAAGCAUUUAAUGACUUACAGAGUAAUGUAAAUGGGGAAAUUAGAAAUGUACUUUCUAGUGGUAGAGUUACGGUACUGAAAGAGCUGGAAGCAGUUGAUGGUAUUGUGAAGCACUUGUAUCCUAUGAUCCAAGAUGAUGUGGCCCUCGCAGAAGAAGAAGCAUUCAAGAAUUCUACUUCAGAUUUAGAAAGGAAGGCACAGAAUCUUUCCCAAGGACUUGAUCUUCUGACCAAGGAAGUGGAUGGGUUUUUCCAAAUCCUUUUGACUGGAUGCAAAGCCUUGCUUUCUAAGCUGAGAUCAGGUGGAGCAGUCUCUGACCAGAUGAUGAUGGGAAAUGUAGAAGGGCAGGUUGUGAGGUGAAUAGCAAAGCUAAUCUCUAACCUUUAUAAAGAUGGUUUUAUGUAUGUGGCUUUAAGUUUUCUUGUUUUUGUAAGUAUACCAUCUUGUAUGGCUAAGUGUAAUCAGUAUGUUGU